AUGGGCGGUGAGCAGAGAAAGAUUUGGGAUAGUGUAAAAGCUGCUCAUCCGGAUCAGAAGUUGUGGGAAAUCGGGCGCAUCAUCGGACACCUAUGGCGGGAACUGCCGGCUAAUGAAAAGCAGAAAUUCAUGGACGAGUAUGAGGCAGAAAAGAAAAUCGAUUCACGCAUCAUGUUGCCACCUUGCGACAUCACGGAAGACGUUGCCAUCGUAUUUUCCAGGAUCUGCAGUGAACAGCAACUCAUUUCAGAUGAACCGGAACAUUUUACGGAUCGACAACUGGCCGCUGCCCGUUAUCAGAGGAAUCAACGAAUGUUGUUGGAAAUAUUCAGCGAUGUCUGUAUUCCGGAUCAACGUGGCAUAAUGACUACUACCCGUUUGCAGAACCUGCAGCGCCAGGUGGAAAGCUUGACCAUGCACAAGGUAUGUAUACUUUGGUAG
Molecule: messenger RNA, 441 nt
Organism: Soboliphyme baturini
Lineage: Eukaryota; Metazoa; Nematoda; Enoplea; Dioctophymatida; Soboliphymatidae
Source: the annotation of a GenBank genome assembly